AUGUUUGGUGCUCUGAAUCGCUUCAUUGCCCGUCUUGACGGCGAGCCAGGUCCGCGGCAGACCGAGUCAGGCCCUUCAGACAACUCGUAUGGCUUCCAAGUUCUGAGGAACACGAACAAGGACCUGCCUCUCGAACCAUGGUUUGACUUCAUUGUCGGAAUCAAUGGGCACUACAUAGACUCUCCAGACCCGAAUCUCUUCUCGACGGAGCUGCGCAACUGCGCCGGUGCAUACUGUUCUUUAGAUCUAUGGAGCGCGAAAGGUCAACGAACGCAUACACUUACCGUCGCUGUGCCUGCCGCCCCCGCCAUGUUGGGCUUGACACUGCAGCUUGCACCUCUAAACUCGACACAGAACAUCUGGCACGUCCUCAACAUACCGUCGCCCUUGUCUCCGGCACACCAGGCCGGCCUCCUCCCACACAGCGAUUACAUCUUAGGAUCACCAAGCGGUGCACUCAAGGGGGAAGGAGCACUAGGCGAAUUGGUGGAAGACCACCUGAACAGAAGCUUGGUUCUUUGGGUAUACAACUCGGAAUUCGACGUGGUCCGGGAGGUGGAACUGGUUCCGCGACGAGGCUGGGGCGGCGAAGGCGCCUUGGGAGCCGUCCUUGGCUUCGGGGCGCUCCAUCGACUACCUGUUGGGCUCGGAGAAGAGGUUCAGGCUCCGGGAGAGAAACUGUUCGAUGCAGACGGCAAAAGCAUGGAGAACGAACAGCACGAACAGUUGGCCAACAGCUUCCAGCCUGCUCCUGUCCAGAGUCUGUCACCGCCUCCAAUGGUGAACCCGAACGUCCCACCACCGCCGAUGGUCAACCCUAACUCUCCCGCCCCAACCGGUGCCGCAGCCUCUAGGACGCGAAAAGGCAGGCGGCACGGUGGCAUCUCCCCCAACUCUGGCUUCGAAGACGUGUUCGCCGAGGGGGAGAAGAAGAGUGCAGAGCAAGACCACGUGCCGUCGCGUAAAGGCACACCUUUGGCACCACCACCCCCUCCGAAAAUAGGGUCCGCUGCUGUUAGCCCCCAGUCAGUGACCAUUGCAACGCAGGAUCCUUUUGAGCAACACGGCGACCUCGGCGAGCCAGGUGAGGCUGAGGAGACCUGA
Molecule: messenger RNA, 1104 nt
Organism: Capronia coronata CBS 617.96
Lineage: Eukaryota; Fungi; Ascomycota; Eurotiomycetes; Chaetothyriales; Herpotrichiellaceae
Exons: 3
Coding region: 1-1104 (367 amino acids)
Biological process (GO): Golgi organization
Cellular component (GO): Golgi apparatus
Molecular function (GO): protein binding
Source: RefSeq, a predicted model, not a curated record